This is a messenger RNA of Auanema sp. JU1783, 1872 nucleotides long. NCBI's taxonomy places the organism in Eukaryota, Metazoa, Nematoda, Chromadorea, Rhabditida, Rhabditidae. The record is from the annotation of a GenBank genome assembly.
AUGGCUCUGGCUGGACAGACUGUUGGAAACGACAAGUCGGGAGUGAAGAAACUUCACGAAAGCCAACUUGAUAUUUUGGCUGUUUUUACCUGUCCUAUAUGUCUUUCUCAACCCAAUGCUUCUGCCCACUCUGAAGAGAAAUGGGAUUUAUUAUUAUUGAGUGAACACAUCGCUGAUGUACAUUUAGGUGGUUUUUCCAUUUAUAACUGUGAUAGGUGUGAGAAAAAGUUUGUGUCCGAAAGUGUUGCCUGUUUUCAUAAAUGUAAAAGCGAUGAGUUCAAACUUUCUAAAAGAAGUGUUCGCGAUAGAGAGAAGAAUGCUUUUCUCAUUCUCCAAAAAACUCUAAAUGAUGCUGUUCGAUAUCAAAUAGAUUCUCUCUCCCAUUUCUCCAAAGAUACCGUCGAUCGAGGUGUUCAGAUUGAAAUCAAUCCAGUCUCACGGUCCGUUCAAACGGAUGUUGAUAACUCUACUUGUACCUCUAUCUCCUUUUCGCAUUUAGAUAGUUUUUUCUCAAAGUAUGAUUGUGAAACAGAAGAUAAGUCUACUGAAACUAUUAGCCUGGAAGAAAUGAUGGAUUCUGAAGGCCAACAAGAGAAAGAUACUUCGUAUACUGUGAUGGAUGAUGAAUCCAUGAAAGAGAGUUGUAAUCUUGAUGACAGUUCCAACUGUGAGUUGGGGGUCUCUCGCACUGAAGAUGGCGAAAUUCUCUCCUUUUCUGCCGUUAAUGAUAAUCCAGACGAGAGCAAUGAGCAAGAAAACGAAGUGUUCCUAGGCAGCAAAGACGUUCCCAUAGUUGAUAGCUCUGAACCACCAGCCCAAAAAGAAACGAAUCUCGAAGUUCCCAAUUCUAAAGAUCUUGAAAAAAACGAAAUAGAAGAAAAUAGCCCUGUGGACCGCGAGGGCUCCAAAUCUCCGCUAUCGUUAAACACUCACGAAGAAUUAGAUUCAGAACUAGUCAUACCUUCAGUUCUGCUUCUCCUCAAAGAGGUUGAAAAGAACAAUCCUUCUUUCACUGAACCUCAGGACUUCGUAUUACCUCCACCAGCCUCCUCACCUACCAAAGAUUUAAGCAAAAAGGAUGAAAAUGAAACCGUGACGAGUAUACCGUUAAGCAACUCUGAAAGUUCUCAAGAAACUAUAAGUUUCGAUGCCAAUGGAAGAGAAAAUAAUCGAAGUAGAAGAAGACGAUGGGAUGUCCGUGCGGCUGACGGGGAGCCGGUUGUAAGCAAAGUUAAAAAAUCAUUGUUGCCUGGUCUGUGUGUUCCUUCCUUGAUGGAUGCCAAAUUGUCUCCACUUCGGAACGAUUGCAAACCUUCGGUUGGUGAAUGGACUGCUUUGACAUCCAAUGAUCAUACCUCUGACUCAGUAUGUAAAUCAACUACUAAUUCUUCUAAUCCGCGAAACGGACGUAAUCCUAGCAGUUCGACGACGAAUUCUAAUGAUGACAGUGUUUGGCAACAAUCUCCAAAAUCUGGAUUCUUCUUUAAUAACCCUUUCCUCAGUUGUUAUAAUUAUGGAUCUAACGUUACUGAAUAUAAGAAAAUGCAAUCAAUGCAAUCCCGUGUCCAGGCUUUGGUGUACCAAUCUGUUAUUGGAGGUUCAUCAGAUCGGCCAGAAGGAGAAGAGCCACCUGAACGCAAACCAUAUGAAUCUUGGCGUCCUGGUUUUGGAAGCUCAAGCAAUAAUGAAACGAGCUCUGACGCGUUGAUUGACGGAUCAGAGAAGCCCCGGAUAGUAUUCGAUGAGAAAUUUGAAGAAGCAGAUUGUUCCAGUAAUUCAGAGAAUUAUAGUUCAAGUGUAGGAGAUGAAGACAGGCUUGUAAUAGACGAAUCUGACGGAGAACUGAAAGACGUGGAAGAGAGGGUUUAUUAA